Molecule: messenger RNA, 354 nt
Organism: Saccoglossus kowalevskii
Lineage: Eukaryota; Metazoa; Hemichordata; Enteropneusta; Harrimaniidae
Product: 1,5-anhydro-D-fructose reductase-like
Molecular function (GO): oxidoreductase activity
Source: RefSeq, a predicted model, not a curated record
AUGGCCGUUCCGUCUCUCACUUUCAGCAAUGGCAAAACAAUGCCUCAAAUUGGUCUUGGAACUUGGAUGUUGAAACCCGAUGAAGUUAGUAAUGCAGUAAAGUCUGCUAUUGACAUUGGUUAUCGUCAUAUCGAUACAGCACAAUUGUAUAAUAAUGAAAAAGAAAUCGGAGACGUCUUAGCAGAAGUACUCAGUGAUGGGGCAGUGAAGAGAGAAGAACUUUUUAUAGUCACUAAGUUGUCUUUCUUUAACAUGGCUCCACAAUGUGUACGAGCUAAUUUUCUGGAUUCUCUGAAGAAGUUGCGUUUGGAUUAUAUUGACUUAUACUUGAUUCACGCUCCUAUGGCAAUACAG